Messenger RNA from Wyeomyia smithii (pitcher-plant mosquito), 11251 nucleotides. It is a transcript of the gene Wnk, whose product is annotated as serine/threonine-protein kinase WNK2. Gene Ontology annotation, molecular function: protein serine/threonine kinase activity; potassium channel inhibitor activity; ATP binding. Gene Ontology annotation, cellular component: cytoplasm. Bases 2201 to 9787 code for a protein of 2528 amino acids. The transcript is spliced from 13 exons. The record is from RefSeq and is a predicted model, not a curated record. Gene Ontology annotation, biological process: monoatomic ion homeostasis; negative regulation of sodium ion transport; positive regulation of sodium ion transmembrane transporter activity. NCBI's taxonomy places the organism in Eukaryota, Metazoa, Arthropoda, Insecta, Diptera, Culicidae.
UUGAGUUGAUUUCCGAAUCGAAGACACCUUUACUUGCUGGCAGAAUUAGUGAGAUUCUUUUCAAGUUCUCGUGCAAUCGCGACAUUUGUGUUUCAAAACGAUACUGUAAAAGGGCCUCUAGUGUAUUAGUCUUUGUUCUGCGAUUGUGCGAUUGUUUUGCUGCAAAACUGUUGGGCUCGGAAGCAAAUAUCGGAUUUUCCUCCGCCCAUUCAGGCCACGCCAAUUUCGCUUGUAUAUCCUAAUAAGGCAUUAUGCGUUACGUAGUGUUAGAAUAGUGAGGAAGGAAGAGGCAGCAAAACUUUCAAGAUCAAGUUGUGGAAAAUCUAAGAUAUUCCGGACGUAUCCGGAUUGUAUUCCGGUCGUUGCUAGGAUUGCAGUGUUAACUGGUGCCGCAACAGUCAUGGUUUAGUGAACAUUGGCAACCGUAGACUACGCAGUCUGCAUUCGUAUGCAGUGGCAGCUUGGCUAAAGAAUAAAACGCAACCAGGAGAACGAAGGUUACCUCGCAUUGAUCAACUGCAGCAGCAAUAACGACAAUAAACCAACGAGCGGAAAGCUGCAGACGUCUUACUAAAUUCCAUCCAAGGACUGCGUCAUCUAGCCACCCAAAAAGUGCACACAACAAUUCUGUCGAUCAUCCGACAAACCGGCAAACAACAAGUGAGCAUUUCAACGGCGGCUACACAGUUGAAAAGACCUUGAGAAACGUAACUUUUGCAAGCCGUCAGCCUAGUUCAAAUUCGUAUAUCAACGUCGUUAAGAGCGUCAGUGACAUCCCUAGCUCACACUCUGUCUUUCUGUAUCCCGAUUCAACAAUUCCUUCUAAUUUUUGUUGCUUCCAAAGCCACCUUCUUUAGUCUCUUUUUUAGUUUACCCUUAACCAUUCUCCAGUUUCCUCUUAUGAUUUAUCACCCCUCCACGACGUUCCGUUGGUUAUAAUGUAUUGGAACGAAGAUUCGCUGAGGAGAAACAACUAUCUCAACGCCCAGUCGUGUCAAACCUACGUUAGUAAAAAGAGCGAAGAACUUCGAAGCUACAGCCGGUUGUCCUUUAGCGAGUCCUCCACGGUACCCCAACGUAAGACUGACGACAAUCGUUGCAACCAAAAGCUGCAAGCUUGUGGUGCUGUCAGCUUUUGUGGUAACAGUAGUUUAACUUCUUUUAGUAUACCUCAGAAGAAAACAGUUGACGGUUGCGUGCUAAGAAAUCAAAUUUCCACACGCUGUUAGUUUAUUGUUUUUUUUUGCUAACCCCCGUUUACAUUGGAAUUAGCGUUUAGCGUUUCACCCCACAAUAAUCAUUAAUUAAGGCAACGGUUGAUCUUUUUUUAUCGCUCGCCGUUUGUUUGAAAAAAAUAAAACGUUGGUAAUUAAAUGUAAAAUUUUUGCUAUUUCCUACGUAUGAAACGAUUGAAUAUAUCCAACUAGAUUAAGUGUAACCCAGAAAAUUUAAUUAAAAGUAUCAUUUUACUAUUACUACAUACUCGGCUGUCACAAAGAUAUACGUUCGAUUCUUAGGAUCCAAAUUAAUUAUAAUCAAAAUCAUCGCUCUAGGACAAAGUCUUUGUAUCUCUUUACUAACGAUUUCGCACUCUUAGCACAAUACCAAAAAACAUAGUCAAAGCCGGUAGUUUCGACUGCUAAUUCAAAUUUUGUUUUGACCUUUUAUUAGUUUUUUUCUCCUUCUGCAAAUGUAAAAAAUCCAAAGAUCCUGAAAGCUUAUCCUAGUCCUACGCUUACACUACUAUAGCUUUGAAAACAAACAAACCAACUCAAGGUAAAAUCGGAAAGCUCACCGACCGAUGGCCGCGACACGACAUCGUGAGUGCACAAAAGAAAAGCCCCAGUAGAAAAACAAACUGUUACUUUCCGUUUCAAGCGACAGCAGAAAAGACAGAAACGUUUCAGCAGCGCAAAAAAGUUAAUGGGUUUUGCAGUUUCUCUCGGGGGUUUCUAGAGAAGACGUACUAAUCCCUGGCUGUCAGGUUGAUGGAAGUGUUCUGAAUUGCAAACGUCGAAUUAAAGUGCUAGUAAAAAAAGUGAAAUUAGGAAAAUUGAAUUGGUUACCUUAACCAGUAACCGAUAUCAACGCAGGAGUGAACAGACCGGACCGUCAGGAGAAUUUGGUGAAGCGAGAGAGCGGCAUUUUCGGCGGAUGAUUCAAACAUACACCCGUACAAUGCCGCAAUAAUGCUGUACAAAUGGGAGCAACAAAAAGAGCAUGUUUUAGCAGAAGCAAUUCAGCGCAAGCAACACCAUCUGUAAACAGUCAGGACUCACAGCAACAAAGCUCACGAGCUACAGCGAAUCUCAACAACAACAACCGACUGCGACGAUUGCGUUCUGCUAGUCAAUCAACCUCGUCAUCCAGUUUGAAUAACAUCAACAACAAUAACAACACUACCCCCAGUGCAAACAGUACUAAUAGCAACAGCCGUCAAUCGAACCGACACGCCACCUCGGCUCAUCGGUCCCCCGGAGCCAAUACUGCAGCAAUCACGGGUGGACUAAUCUCAAGAGUGUUUGAUAGUAGUAGUGCAGCAACAACAGCAGCGUCACCGACAACGGCCGGCAGUAACAACAAUCGUGGUUCACCGGGUGAGAAGAAGCCGCCUUCGGCCAACAUCUCCAGCAGCAAAAACGAUGACAAAAUGGAUGAAAGAAGGCAAUCGCAACCGAAAACUCCAACCAAAACUCAGCCGCAACGGGAUACAACACCUGCGAGCCGCAAAAAGGGCACCGUGGUUGAGCCGACUUGCCCUGAACGCGAUCGCGAUCGAAAGCAGCAAGAAUCGCCCAAAAAGCACACUCAACAUAGUCCAAAGACGCCUCCCGAAUCGGAACAAAAUACCCCGACGAUAGAGAACAUGGAGUUGGCUGAUUUAAAGCCUAAACCGCGCAUCAAAGCGCUAACCAAUGAUUCUGGUAUCGAGGGAGAACAACAAUCCCACCAGGAUGAAGAACAAGAGGAUAUCCCUGAAGAGACGGUGCUGAUUGAACGGAGACGAUUGAGCUCCGCAGCAGAAAUGUCCUCUCCAGAUGGACCGGUCAGCUCUCGCCAGCAUCUGGUUUCGCCCGAAUCGGAUGGCUCGCUAAAUCGUAGCAAUUUGCGCUUCAUUCGUAAAAGUCUAGAAAACUCACAAGCCGUCGCAUACUCGAAGAAUUUCAUUGAUAAUGACACUAUCGAGACGGAGUAUCCCCGUAACUUGGACGAUAACAUCGAGAUACUGAGCAGAGAGGCAGAAAACUUGGCACUGCAGUUUAAGCCCUCCGAGGAAAAACUGGUACAGUAUGGACCAAUUUUUGAUCUGGAAAAAUUCGAAGAGCAGCGCAAGCAGCAAAAGAAGGAAGACGACGAAGAUGAGGCGAUCGGAAUAUCACCGUGCGGUAGAUUCCUGAAGUACGACAAAGAGGUCGGCCGGGGAUCAUUCAAAACGGUUUACCGUGGACUUGAUACACAAACCGGUGUGGCCGUGGCAUGGUGCGAGUUACUGGAUAAAAAAGUCAACCGAGUAGAGCGCGCCCGUUUUCGCGAGGAAGCGGAAAUGCUUAAAAAACUGCAACAUCCUAAUAUUGUGCGGUUUUACAACUACUGGGAAUCACCACCAAUAGCUGGAAACAAGAAAAAGAAUAUUGUACUGGUGACAGAACUGAUGCUGUCUGGUACACUAAAGUCAUAUUUACGCCGCUUCAAAAAAAUCAAUCCGAAAGUGCUCAAAUCAUGGUGCCGUCAGAUACUGAAGGGGUUGCAUUUCCUACAUUCACGCGCACCGCCUAUCAUCCAUCGUGAUUUGAAAUGUGAUAAUAUAUUUAUAACUGGAACCACAGGCAGCGUCAAGAUUGGUGAUCUGGGCCUGGCCACACUGAAGAAUCGUAGCUUCGCCAAAUCGGUGAUUGGAACUCCUGAAUUUAUGGCUCCGGAGAUGUACGAGGAACACUAUGACGAGGCGGUCGAUGUGUACGCCUUCGGUAUGUGUAUGUUGGAGAUGGCCACUAGCGAAUAUCCUUACAACGAGUGCAAUACGCCGGCUCAAAUCUACAAGAAGGUGACAUCUGGCAUCAAACCUGCAAGUUUGGAAAAGGUAGAGAACCCAGAAGUACGGGAAAUCAUCGAACGGUGCAUUCACGACAAAAAGGAAAAUCGACCAACAUGCAAAGAACUUUUGAAUUUUGAAUUCUUUUGCGAAGAUAUCGGAGUACGAUUGGAACCUAUAUCGAAGGAAAUUUUCAUUGCGAACCCGGAAUGUACCAAGAUGGAGUUCAGGUUACGCAUCCUAGAUCCUAAGAAGCGUGUCAACAAACACAAGGAAAAUGAAGCAAUUCAAUUCGAUUUUGAUACAAGAGUUGACGAUGCGGAUGAAAUUGCUAGUGAUAUGUAUAAAAGUGGGAUCUUGAUGGAGGAUGAUUCCAAAACGGUAGCAAAAAUCUUAAAGGUGCAAAUUCAAACGAUGCUGAAGGAAAAGGAAGAGCGUGCACGACAGGUGCAGCUUGAAAAAGAGACUGAAGCGUUGCAGAAGCAAGCGGCGCUAGCACAACAGAUUUAUGCCCAACAGCAAAGCCAAAUGGAAUGCUGUGAAGCUCAACCAUUAGAAUUACAUGUUCCUCAAAUGGUUGGUCAAGGAGUUCCAAUCCCGCAGCAACAGACCUUCUAUCAACCCUCAUCUUUGCCUACCUCGCAGGCACAGCAAAUCAUCUAUCAACAACAAAUUUCAGCUCCUGUUGGUAAUGAACAGAUGAUUCAAAAUUAUUCAAAUCAAGCCAAUCAAUAUUUGAAUCAGCAGCAGCAACAACAGCAAAUGAUUCAACAGCAACAGUUCCUAAACCAAAUGCCUCAGAUUUCCCAACAAAUGCAAAUCCCUUGCAGCAUACCUCAGCAAACUCAAGCCGCUCAACAGCAAACAGUUGUGCAAGCUACUCAACAGCAGCAACAACCUCAGCAAGUAUUCAGUGAUCCCCAACAGCAACAGCAGUAUUUUCAACAAAUGCUGCAACAGCAAGCGCUAAUUCAACAGAUGCAGCAACAGCAAAUCCCAAUGCAGCAACAGAAUAAUGUACAGUACAUGAACCAGAUUUCCCAGCAGCAACAGCAGGUAUACCAACAACAAUUGAUCCAACAGCAAUUACUUCAGCAACAUCAUCUGCAGCAUCAACAAAUUCAACAAGCUGUAAUCCAAGAUCAAUUUCCCACUCUAGAACAACAACUGCAGGCAGUUCUUCCCAUUCAACAUCAUUCUCAGCAACCACAACAACCCCAGCAACCGGUUCAACAGUCACAACUUCAAACUCAGUUGAUUCCGAAUCAGCAACAAUUUUCGCAACAAUCUCAGAUGAUUCACGGUCAAACCAUUCAAACUGCCCAAAUAACACAUCAACAUCAGAUGCACAUUCAGCAACAGAUACAAGAGCAUAUGCAACUGCAUCAAAGUUUACCCCAUCCAGUAAACAUGAUUCCUAACAAUCCUCAAACAUCGAUUAAUCAUCAACAAAUCACUCAACCGCAACCUCAGCCUCCGCAACAAUUGCCACAAUCCCAGCCUCAACAACAAUUCGUUACGCAGCCGGUGGUCAACCAUAUUCCACAACAAGUCUCGAUCCAGCAGCAAAUCUCUCAAGUUCAGCAAAUUCCACAGCAACAGUUACAGCAGCAACAAAUUCAGCAACAGAUCUACUUUCAACAGCAACAACAGUUGCUACAACAGCAGCAGCAACAACAACAACAGCAGCAGCAGCAACAACAACAGCAGCAGCAACAACAACAGCAGCAACAACAGCAGCAGCAGCAACAACAGCAGCAGCAACAACAGCAGCAGCAACAACAACAGCAGCAACAACAACAGCAGCAGCAACAAUUGCAACAGCAACAACCACUUCCUAAGCCCAUCGAAGCCCCAGUUCCCGAACCGGUUCGCACAGAUUCUCUACCCAGCCAAGCAUUCAUAGAUGCAGUUCAACAACAACAGUUGGCUCAACCUCAACCAGCGGCAGUAACAGCCGUUCCGAUGGUUGUUACUCCAACACCUGCACCCACUCCCAUACCACAACCCCAACACGUUGCGAAUCCUAGUGAAUCAACACCGACGACUGGCCUUCCGCCAUCGCAACAGGCUGCCAUCCCAAAACGCUUGACCAAUGAAGGAAGCAAAAAGCGCCGCAAUUACCGCUCUACCGAGCGUAAUCCAAAAUUGCAGGUGCUUGGGUUCGAAAAUAACAUCGUCGAGUGUGAAAUGGAGAACCGACCAAAGACAAUUACUUUUAAAUUUGAUGCAAACAACGUCAACCCAGUGGAGGUGGCACAAGAUUUGGUGUUAAAAGACCUAUUGACCGAGGCGCAAAGGUUAGUCUUCAUUGAAAUGGUGCGAGACAUUCUUCGACAGCUGAAAGAAAACCCAAACCAGUUGCCGGUAGCUUCUCAAUGCUGCAGACGGAAUACCGAGAAGGUGCGUCAUGCGUCCUUAACUCGCCAGCGUUCGAAUUUUAAAACACACCAGAGACAUAGAUCACGCGAUGAGACUUCGACUACGGCGUCAAACUUUUCGCACAUGUUCGACCCGACCAUCAUCGACCGGCAGGCACUGGCAACGGCAGUAUCCAGUACGACCAAUUCUUCGGCAUCAUCUUCACCGCUGUCACAACAGCAUCCUGGUGGGACCAAUGGGGAGCUGCAGAAAACACUGUCAGUUGAUAGCGGCGGAAGCAGUAGUGCUGCGGCUGGCAACGACAAUGCCGACGCGGCAACUGAGGAUCAUGGGUCCAAGGGUGAUUUAAAGGAUAUCGUCACGAUUGGGGAACUUGGUGGAGGGAACGGCGAAAUGACAACCGUUACACAUGUGUUGAUUGAUGACGGAGCGAACGAUAAUAACAGUAGUUGCGAUGAAAAUUCCAGAAAAACUAGUACUAUUAGUACAGAUUAUACAUCGCACGAGAACACGCCGGAGAACACGGUGACUCCGGGUAGCCAAAUACAACAGCAGUUCGUAUACAACGAGCUAGAACAGGACGGAACUAGUACUGCACCGACGCCGGCAACAGUCACAUCUGAGAAUAAGGAUACAGGGACCGAUAAGACGGAUCAGUGUAUUAUUACAGUGCCAUUAGCCAGUAAUGAAGAGCAAAAUAAAGUCACUAACACUACUACUAACAGUAAUACUGAAUACUCCUCUAGUCAACCAGUUAGCUCGCAGAUUUCUGCUACGGAUAGCGAUACUUCUACCACUAUAGCUGCAACCGAACCAACAACCACUCCAGUUACUACCGCAAACAAUACACAUGUACCAAGCAAUGGUCCUAUCGAUUCCCCAAGCGUAGAAAAAAUGAAUCAUCUAAAAGAAAGAAAAAUGUCGCGGUUUUCAGUUACGCCAGUCGUUCUUCCCAGUGAGGAGACCACUGUAGUUACUGGUGCCGUCGAUCUAACGCAACCCUCAUCAUUGCAAAACGAGAUGGCCCCUGCUGUAGCUGAAGCUCCUGCUAUGUCAUUCACGGAACAACAACAAAUCGAAGCCAUGCAAGCAGAGCAGAAUUACGUUCAAGCUUCGAACGAAAUUCUUCAACAGCAAAUGCUUUUCCAGCAGCAGCAGCAAAUGGAACUGUACCAACAGAGAUUAAUUAUGGAACAGCAAAAUCAGCAAGAAGCGGAGCUUCUCGCACAGCAGCAAUAUCAAUUACAAGCCCAGCAUCGGCAACAGCUGCAACUACAGUUCCAACAGCAGCAGCAGCAGCAACAGCAACAAUCGUCACAGCUUAUGUCAGACAUAGCAACUGCUGAAUAUGAGCUCCAGCAGCAGCAGCAAAUGUAUCAGGCACAAAUGGCACAGCAGCAGCAAUAUCAACAAGCGAUCAUUCAGCAGCAGCAACAGCUGCAACAACAACAGCAAUCAAUUUCUGCUCAAGUCUCAAUCGAUAAUACAUCACGUGAUUCUUUGCCUAGUCGUAUGCCAGAAACGCUUGAACAGUUAAAGAUUGGUCUAGAAAGUAUCACCCAUGUGCAUGUUAUAACGAGCAAAACUUCUUCCACUAGUCUGUCCAGCACAUCAGCGCACUCUUUACAACAACCGAUCCAGCAACAAUCACAAGAUCCUCAAGGACAGCUUCCGCCCAACGAAUAUAUCGUCCAGCAGCAGUUUUAUCAAGCACAAGAAUACGUCCCAGAAACGCAAGCUGAAGUUGCGCAAGAAUAUGUCCUCGAUGGUAACCCAGCGCAGGUUGAUUUGAAUAUACCACAACAGCCGCAUCUGCUCCAAACCCAGCCUCCUUCGCAGGAUAUAUCGAUGUACAAUUCUCGGCGCACGUCGGCUGACAUUAACGUGCAAUCAGUGGAUGCCCAACAGCAGCAACUGCCCGGAUCUGUGCCAAACUCGGUAGCGGCCGUUAGUGCAGCAGGAAGCGAUGCUAGUACACCCAAUCUGCGCGACCAGGAGAAGCGUCUUUCAAACCAGGGUAGCGUCGAUCGCAUUGAUAGUUCUGCGAACAAUUCAUUGGCUGAUCUUAAUCAAAAGUUAGCACAACUGACGUCCGCUCAAAUUAAUGAGCCUACAGCAGUGCAACAAACGCUGCAGCAUCCAAAACCACCCCAACUGGCUGCAUUCGAACACCAUCAUCUACAAACACAGCACAACUCUGCCGUGACUAGCCCUUCGGUAGAGUACGCUGAGCUCAAGUUCCCGAACGAGGCCAAGCCAAUGGUUCGCAAGGUAUCUCGCUUUCAGGUUCAGACGGUACAAGAAUCUCCUAAAAUUACCCAGACGAAACCGCUUCAUAAUGAUACUCCGCAAAAUGCUGUUCAACAACAACAGCAGCAGCAGCAGCAGCUAAACCAGCCAAAAACCAACUACUCUUCCCCAACAGACGAAAAGCCCUGCCAAACAUUCCCCGCGCAGCAACAGCUCGUCUGUGAAGUCCCAAUGGCCAACGAUCUUGAAACUAAGCUUAAUCAAGUAAUUCCCAAGACACCCAAUGUAGACACUGUUCAGCCGAACUUUGCCGCUGUUCUUCAGCAGCAACAAUUACAGCUACUUCAACAGCAACAAAUGCAGCAAACUCCUCCCCCGCAGCAGCAACAACAACAACAACCUUCAAUGAUUCCAGCAGUUCCUAACCAACAACUACAACAACCAGUACCACAGCAGCUCAUUCAGCCUGUUAUGCAGCAACAAUAUCAUCAGGCUUUGCCACAGCAAUCUCAACAGCCCCAAAUGCAAAUGCAGCAACAGCAGCAACAACAACAAUUAGCUCCCGUUUCGAUGCAAAUGACACAACAGAUGAUACCGGUGCAGAAUGUAAACAACACCGCUGCUUUGUAUUCAGAUCAAAACGCCGUGGAAUCGUUCAGUAGCGAAGACAUCGGCCAAAACCUAGUCGCCAUUCAAAAUUACCUGCGCAGUAUGCAGCUUAUGCCGAGCGCCCGGCAGCAGCUACAACUGUUGGUGCAACGUCAGCAUAUUGAACACGAAGAGCUCAAGCUUCGCCACUUUCUCGAGCUGGAGAAAUUUCUUAAGCAACAGAAGGAGGAUAUGAAACCACCUGCGAUUCAAGCGCAACCACCGCAACAACAACAGCAGCAGCAACAGACACAGGUUCCAGUGUCGAUGCAGACCCCGCUGCCGCUGCAGGCGGUCAUAGCGGACAUCACAUCACCCACUCUGACUGUGAGUCGGGGUUUUGACACAGUUACGAUAACUACUGCUUCCUACAGUAACUACAAUAACACGAUCGGUAGCACCGGUAGCGGUGGAAGUGGGCCCGAAAUGGAACCCGACCCUACGCUUACAAUUGUAAAUGAAACCAACAAGUAGAGAGAGGCUGGUUUGCUGACUUGCUGCCACACCGUCUAGGUUAACGUACACAGUAAAAAUUAGACCUACCAUAUGUAGUAGUGGCCUGACUGUAGAAUGAUUUUCUUGUUAGAGGAAUUUACUGCGCUAGUAAAAACUGCUUUAUGUUUUGUAUGAUGAAGCUACCGUUCUGUUGGCAACUGGUUUUACCACUGAAGGCAUCACCUGUCGCUGGCUGAAUUUACGUAAUGCCAAAAAUUAUUAUCACUCUCAAUCCCUAAUCGUGUUACACAAAGGAUUGCUGAACGUUUUCGACUGCGGAAAUUGAACCAUUCUUCACACCGUGUGGAACACGCAACGAUUUCAUUCCAGUUUAAAAAUUUAUCGUUGCGAUUUCUCGCUUGCUGCAAACGGUUCCACACAAAUAAAACCCGCUUUUCGACUAUUACUCUUUACGAAAAAAAAAAAACAUAACGAUUGCGCUGUGUGCAUUGAUGAUAAUCUCGUUUUUUUUUUGGCUGCCCCGAAGUAGAUUUAAAUAUAAAAAUUCUGCUGGACGGUUUUUUGAAACAUGCGAAAAGAUAUUGUCUAUUCCCAUAGAACAGAAAAGAUAUUUACUCACUAACGACGGCAAAUGCAAAAAAAAAAUACCCGUAUUGUAAAAUGAAACGAGAAUUGUAAAAAGGGAAUCACAAUAUAGUGUAUAUUUUAUAAUAAUUGCGUAAAAUUAUUGAUAGGCGCUUUAUUUUCUAGACGAAAUAUGCAUGCAUGCAGUUAGAAAAAAAGGAAGAAAACAGGACAAUGAUAGGCAUAGUGAUGUUUGAAGGUCGCGAUCCUUUCGGCCGGUUCUUAGAAAAAAAAAGAUACACGAUCGAGAUGCGCUUUUAAGGUUGAACCCUAUCCGUAAUUGAUUUUCCAUGUACUAACUAUCUUGGAAGUGCUUUUCACAUCUCAUCAUGGAAUUCAGUACCGGCUUGGCACUCGCUAGAACAAACAUAGAUGUGUAUGCGUUUAAUUAUCCUCUCACUUGCUCUAUCUCUGAUUCUCUUUUGCGAAAAGAGUAUAAGUCACAAUCUUUGGAAGGAAUAGGCGGGCAUUGAUAAUUUAACUGAAGCGAAAUUAUGCUAGAAUUGAUCUAACAAACAAAAGGCGCCAACAAUCAUUGUGAGGAACAAUGGAGCAAUGUCAGUUACUAUACUAAUUGUGAUGCAUGAGAGAGACGAACACGGACUGUUUUGAAAUAUUUGAAUGUAUGGUCAUGACGUAAACGAGAUUCCAAGGGUAGAUUAUCGAGGUAAACAAGAAAUGCAAUUGAUUGGCAAUGCAAGGAUAGAGCAGAGAGGAAAACAUUCUUCGGAAACAAACCCAGAUUUGACAGGGUUCGCAUUACUUUAUUGUAUUAUAUAUUCUAUUCUAUAUUUAAUGAAUUGAAAACUAAAUAAGAUAUUAAAUAUCUAUUGAAACAGGAAAAAGGCAAACGCUGCA